AUGGCACAAAACAAAUCCAUUCUCUCUUUGAUUUUUCUUGCACUCAUUGUUUUUAACCAAGGGUUCAAGUCCAUCGAGGGACGAUAUCUAAAGUCUAACGAAGUUAACCAAAGCCUCAUGAAGAAUAAUGAGGCUAAUAAUGAUGAUACCAUUCAUGUUAGUAUUUCGGUUUCAAAUGCAUCAACACUCACUACCAUGUCUCCACCAAAUGUGGUGGUUAAUGGUGCUACCGGAGAACCAUCUCUUCCUCCUCCUCCCGCUCACGACGUCAACGACUUUAGGCCCACUGCUCCUGGCCAUAGCCCCGGUAUUGGACACUUCGUUCACAACUAA
Lathyrus sativus (Indian pea) is the source of this 333-nucleotide messenger RNA. Lineage: Eukaryota; Viridiplantae; Streptophyta; Magnoliopsida; Fabales; Fabaceae. The record is from the annotation of a GenBank genome assembly.